Geodia barretti is the source of this 1347-nucleotide messenger RNA. Lineage: Eukaryota; Metazoa; Porifera; Demospongiae; Tetractinellida; Geodiidae. The record is from the annotation of a GenBank genome assembly.
CUACAAGUUUUUUUGGCGUUCUUCUGGUCAGUCCAGUUUUGUAAACUGGUUUGUCCCUCGCAUGGAGCUGAACGCCAUCCACGCUGUAGCCGUGUCGGGGAUGCCCGCCGCUGACGCAACCGUUGGAGAGGGGCCGACCGACGAGCAUACCGAGGCCCCGCUGGAGGCAGACACCGCUGAUGGGACGCUGCUGUGGGUUCCUCUACACUUAUUUUACCUCUCUCUCUGUCUCUCUCCUUAUGUACAGGUGAAUGGUCUACAUUUCUAUACUCUGAAUCGAGAGGUCGCCACUAUUUCAAUCCUUACUGAACUAGGUAUGUGGUGUGAUGACCCGCUGUCACUGAAGACGUUGCCAUGGAAAGCUCCAGCCAGUCACAAGAGGUGUACCGAAGACGUCAGACCAAUCUUCUGGGCCCAGAGACCCAAGAGCUACAUACACAGAUUGGGCUAACCUUGGUCGAUCUGUUGUUUGGUGAAGUAUAUACGAGCGGCGUUCGGAGAGCUGGCCGACUACCACUUGUUCUACCUGCGGACCCGCUGGAAACCGGAGCGACUGCGGGUCGUGUGGGGGGAGGAGCUGAACUGCCCGAGGACGUUGUUCCAUGUCUUUGAGUGUUACCUCACCGGCAACAGGAACAAGAACGGAGUCCAAGGUGACCAGUCUCCCGUGGAAUGACGACGAGCUCGCCAUGGAGACGUCUCUGCUGACUCAGCAGCUGGCGGCCAUCAACCGACGCGGAGUCCUCACGAUCAACAGCCAGCCUGCAGUCAACGGCCGCAGCUCCUCUGAUCCCGUGGUCGGCUGGGGGGAGAAAGGAGGCUUCGUCUAUCAAAAGGCAUAUCUGGAGUUCUUCUGUAGUCCGUCGUUCAUGAGAGCGCUAAUGACGGUCCUGGUGGACUAUCCUCAAGUCAACUACCACAUUGUCAACAGACAGGGAACGGAAAACAUGACAAACUGCGACUCCUACCAGCCAAUAGCCGUCACCUGGGGGGUUUUCCCUGGCAUGGAGAUCAUACAACCCACGGUCGUCGACCCCUGUCAGCUUCAUAUUUGAAGGACGAGACCUUCAUGUUGUGGGGGACCCACUGGGCCCAGUCUCUACAGCCCGAGUCCACCUCCAUCACAUCAUCUCACACAUCCAGAACACCUACUACCUCGUCAACCUCGUCGAUAAUGACUUGUCUCCGGAACGUCCUCUUUCAGGUUGGUUACCAAUAGUAGGGUGUGAGCUCUACCAUACCUGGUCUCUAUCCACUCCUCGAUCAUCCUCCUCUUCAUGAUUCCUAUUGUCUAGAAUUUUUAUUGCGCGUGCGCACAUAUUGUUUACAAAUCACGUGAUUCUUGCA